Neltuma alba is the source of this 882-nucleotide messenger RNA. RefSeq names its product protein yippee-like At5g53940. The transcript has 5 exons. The record is from RefSeq and is a predicted model, not a curated record. NCBI's taxonomy places the organism in Eukaryota, Viridiplantae, Streptophyta, Magnoliopsida, Fabales, Fabaceae. The coding region runs from base 175 to 558 and encodes 127 amino acids.
UGACUGCGUAUGAGGAAAACGGAAAGUACCUGUAUUCCCGGUAUCGCAUUCCGUAGGCGCAACGUCAGCUGGAAGCUAGGAGUUCUGACGAACUGCGAUCCCGAGUGCAAAUUUGGACCUGUCCCGCGUUAUUUGCUAUUGUAGGAAAGGUGGUCUGGGCAUGAUAGCGCGUAGAUGGGGAGGGUUUUCCUAGUUGAUUUGGAAGGCAGGGCUUACAGAUGCAGAUACUGCGACGCCCCUCUGGCUCUUGCUGAGGACGUUAUCUCUCGGUCCUUCAACUGCCGUCGAGGGAGAGCAUACCUAUUUAGCAAUGUGGUAAAUAUAUCACUUGGGCCUCAGGAGGAGAGGAUGAUGAUGUCUGGCUUGCAUACUGUUGAAGAAAUAUUUUGUUGCUGCUGUGGGCAAAUUCUUGGGUGGAAAUAUGUUAUGGCACAUGACAAAAAUGAAAGAUACAAGGAAGGGAAGUUUGUGCUCGAGAGAUGGAGAAUAGCUGAUGAUGUUGCUGAGGAGUUCAAUUUGGAUGCCCGUCCUGGUUCAAGCGAUGCUGAAAACCCUUAGCAAGUUGCUGCUUUUCCUUGAAUUCAACUAUCAUUAGCAAACUCAGGCCAAAAAAAGAAAAACUAUUGUUAGCAAACAUACUACAUAUCAUGUCAAUUUCAGGAAGAGACCAUCUCAAUUGAAGCAACUGUUGUAAACUUAGCUCAAUUACAGCAGUUAUAUAUCUUUGUGAAUUUGUAUAUUUUUUGGGUAGUCAAUAGUGGUCAUGUCCCCAAUAAGCGCCCCGAGAUGCCUGUAGAUUGGAAGUGUAUCACUUUGAUUGAUCUCUAAUUUGCACGGAGAAUUGGGUUUUUACUCCAAUAAAUUCACAUUUCAACUUCUCUA